AAUCCCUGGUAUAAUCUCGUGAAAGGCGCACGCGCACGGCAGAAAGAGUACAACAUAGAGUAACCCUUUCGGCGCAUUUACAUCCAGUCACCAACCAGACCCGGGCAAUAUCUCAAAACAUGGACCGCAAGGCCUUUGACAUUCAGCCCAUUGGUCGCUUCUACGAAGCUAGCGCUGCCAUUCGACGUCCGAAGGAGAUUGCAUGUUUCUCUUACGAUGAUGAGCAUAAGUUCCAUCUCGGGGAUUCAUCGAUGAAAUAUUACUAUCCCCCAUGCCUCCCCGCGGACCUGAAUCGCGGUUUCGAGUCAUUUCAAAAGCUAGAUGAUUCAGCUGAUGAGCAUCUAGACGCUCUGCUCGAAACAGUCAUGGCUCUGGAACAAGAAACCCAGAAGAAAUGUGAAGCUGAUAUCAUCACAUGGAGAGGCAUGAUGACCAAGAUCCUUGCAGCUCCAUUUGAUAACUUGAAUGGAUUUGAAAUGAACGCGACCUGCUUCCAGGGCACAAUAUUUAUCGAAGAGAACAACAGCUACAAAAAUGAGCAGAAACGAGUUCAGAAGAACCAACGAAUGCCUCCGGGAAUGGCGUCUCAGGAUCUGAUGGCCUACUGGGGCUAUAAAUUCGAGACUCUUUCAGUGCUCGAUCAGCCAUGGGACCCGACUCCUCGCAGAGAAAUUGAAAACCGAGAGGAGCUCAUUGUAAACAACAAUGCCCAGUAUUGUUCAGUGGUGCGCACUGCCAUCGGCCGCGCACGCCUAGUUAUUGGUGGGGAGGUAGAUGCAAUCUGGGAUUGCAAACCUGAGCGAAAAGAAGAUCCCAUCCAUUGGGUAGAACUGAAAACUUCCGCCGAAAUAAGGAAUGACCGGGACAUGGUCAAAUACGAAAGAAAGCUUUUGAAAUUCUGGGCCCAGUCAUUCUUGCUCGGUGUACCCAAAAUCAUUGUCGGCUUUCGGGACCAACAAGGUAUCGUCCAUCGUCUUGAGGAGCUCGAGACUGCCGCCAUACCUGGAAAAGUCAAGAAGCUUGGCCGGGGGACUUGGGACGGAAAUAUUUGCAUUAACUUUGCUGCCACCUUUCUUGAAUGGCUUAAAACUACUAUCCAAGAGGAAGGCACAUGGAGAAUACGCAAGCGUGAGAAAUCGUCACUAAUCGAAGUCUUUAAGGUGGAAGAAAGUGGAACUGGCGAUAUCAUCUCACCAGCAUUUUCAGCCUGGAGAUCCAAAUCUUGAGCCAUACAAACACUGAAUCAUUGACAUUUUUUCUUAAAUUCCAAUGGUUCUGCGUCUGUGGACUACUCCAAUAAGAGAGACUCUCCGCGGCCCCAAGUUGCGCAAAAGUGAUAGGGCUGCUAAUCAAACCGCACAUAUGGAUAUGCAUGUCUCUUGGCUUGAUGCAUAUGAUCUCGCUUGCGACAUCGUCUGAACUGACCCGGUCGCUGGACGGAUCUAACCAGUGCAGUGACUAGUAUGUGCCGUGCAAUCACUGCAUAUAAUGCU
Messenger RNA from Aspergillus eucalypticola CBS 122712, 1493 nucleotides. Its product is annotated as DXO/RAI1 family decapping nuclease. NCBI's taxonomy places the organism in Eukaryota, Fungi, Ascomycota, Eurotiomycetes, Eurotiales, Aspergillaceae. The transcript has 9 exons. Gene Ontology annotation, cellular component: nucleus; cytosol. Bases 120 to 1226 code for a protein of 368 amino acids. Gene Ontology annotation, molecular function: mRNA 5'-diphosphatase activity. Gene Ontology annotation, biological process: NAD-cap decapping; nuclear-transcribed mRNA catabolic process. The record is from RefSeq and is a predicted model, not a curated record.